Danio aesculapii is the source of this 1957-nucleotide messenger RNA. RefSeq names its product probable glutamate receptor (gene grik6). The transcript is spliced from 10 exons. Lineage: Eukaryota; Metazoa; Chordata; Actinopteri; Cypriniformes; Danionidae. The coding region runs from base 65 to 1462 and encodes 465 amino acids. The record is from RefSeq and is a predicted model, not a curated record. Gene Ontology annotation, biological process: synaptic transmission, glutamatergic; monoatomic ion transport; modulation of chemical synaptic transmission. Gene Ontology annotation, molecular function: transmitter-gated monoatomic ion channel activity involved in regulation of postsynaptic membrane potential; AMPA glutamate receptor activity. Gene Ontology annotation, cellular component: postsynaptic membrane; plasma membrane; dendritic spine.
CACAGUCCUGAUCAGCGUCAGUGUCAGUGGCGCUCAAGCACACCGGGAUUUCACAACAGACAUCAUGGUCAAAAUCAGCAACAUGUUGGGAUUUGUCUCUUUAUGCGUAGUAUUGCUGCUGGGGUCAGAGGUCUGCAUAGCAGCAAGGCAAGAACUUAUAGUUACCACCAUAAAGCAAGACCCAUACACGAUGAGCAAGGGCUCUCAGUUAGAAGGCUACUGCAUGGAUCUGCUCACUGAGCUGGCUAAGAAACUGGGUUUCAAAUACAAAGUUCACCUAGUGAAGGAUGGAUCGUAUGGCCGGCAGGAUGAAAACGGAAACUGGAACGGAAUGAUCGGGGAGGUUGUCAGAGGGGAAGCUGAUCUGGCCGUAGCUCCGCUCACUCUCACUGCUGCCCGCGAGAAGGCUGUGGGAAUGACAAAACCUUACAUGCAGACCGGAAUCAGCAUCCUUCUCCGCAAAGAUAUUGUUUCUGAAGAGGCCGGCUUUUUUGACUUCCUCUCCCCCUUCUCUGGGGAGACCUGGUUCGGCAUCCUGAUUGCAUACUUUGUGACUGCAGUCUGCAUCUGCAUUGUGGGAAGGUUGAGUCCAUGUGAAUGGAGUCAGCCUGAGACAGAGCCAAAUCACUUCACUCUUCUGCACAGUUUGUGGUACACUGCAGGAGCCCUCAGCCUGCAAGGUGCAGGCCCUCACCCUAAAGCAGUGUCAGGAAGGGUCAUCAGCUGUACUUGGUGGUUGUUUGCUGUGGUGCUCCUGGCCUGUUAUUUCUCCAGCCUCAGCUCCACUCAGGGCUCAGACUCCGCACCGCUCAUGAUUAAAGGUUUCGAUGACUUGGCUAAUCAGGAUGUAAUAGAAUAUGGAACACUUGCUGGCUCCUCCACCCUCGCCUUCUUCAAGAACUCUAACAACCCAUCUUACCGUCGCAUCUACGAGCACAUGGAACGAAGGAAGAGCUUUGUGUCCUCCAUGGAUGAAGGAGUCCAGAAAGCGAAGGAGGGUAAUUAUGCGUUCAUUGGGGAAUCGGUGUCCUUGGACUUGGCAGUGGCGCGGCAUUGUGAGCUGGUCCGUGCACAUGAGGUUAUUGGGAUGAGAGGAUACAGCAUCGUAACUCCACUUGGAUCUGCCAUGCUGAAGAACCUGAGCGUGGCCAUCCUGCAGCUGAGCGAGGCAGGGGAGCUGGCAUACCUGCGUACCAAGUGGUGGGCCAGCAGCUGUUUACCAGAUAAUGCCAAAGCCUCGUCUCUGAGGGCCCACAGCAUGAAAGGCAUCUUCCUGGUGCUGGCUAUAGGCCUUGGGAUUGGAGUUGUGCUAUCCUUGUUUGAACUCACCACAAAGUCUCGCAGCGCUGCAGGGGAACAGAAGAAAUCCUGUUGCACAGUUUUGACUCAGGAGCUGAGUCGGCGUUUGAGAAUGACCAACACAAAGGGAGACCAGGACACUUCAGACAAGAGCAAGCCAUAAACGCUUCAACGACAUCAGUGACGCAGCAGGACUUUACUGUACAUUCAGAGGUGCUAGGUAUUAUUAUUAUAUCCUAAGUUAGAACAUGAUAUAUAUUUUAUACAUAUUAACAGAUUUAGAUUUGAUAGUUAUUAAAAUUAAUUUUUUAUAACACAAGUUUACAUUUAAAAUGUUUACAUUUAAAUUAAGCUACAUUCAAUGAAGGCGCCUUUUCAUUUAAUUCUUGAGUUGCAUUAGAUCAUCAUCAUGCAUGUCAUCCUAAAACAAUAUAGAGAAACAGAGGUAAACAUUUUUGAGGCCACCAUUAUGAAUUUAAAAUAUUAAAUGCUAAAAUCUGUUUUGCUAAUAAACGGUAAGGACUGGAGACCUUUGAAAAAGAGAUUCGAUUUUAUGUAUUGUAAAAUGUAUUGCAAGAAAAAUGUCUAUAAAAAGUCAAAUAUUUCAUGGAAAUGCAAAAGACAAGUAACAUAUUAUAGUUGUUUUGAAUUCAAACAU